This is a messenger RNA of Brassica oleracea var. oleracea, 864 nucleotides long. RefSeq lists its product as uncharacterized. The transcript has 5 exons. The coding region runs from base 1 to 864 and encodes 287 amino acids. Lineage: Eukaryota; Viridiplantae; Streptophyta; Magnoliopsida; Brassicales; Brassicaceae. The record is from RefSeq and is a predicted model, not a curated record.
AUGGUGGUUGAGCUUAUGAUUGAUCCUGAACAAUAUGAGCAUUGGAAAGUGAAGAUGAAGGCAAGCUUUCAAAGUAUUGAUCUGGAUGUUUGGGCAUCAGUGGAAGAUGGCUAUGAAGUUCCCAAAAUAAUAGAUAAAGAUGGUGUUGUGGUCAAUAAACCAUUGGCUAAAUGGACAAAGUGUGAGAAGGAGAUGUCAAAGUAUAAUGCAAAAGCUUUAUGUGGAACUGAGAAAGUUAAGAGUUCAAGGAUGGAUUUUUUCAAAUCAAAAUUUGAGAACUUGAAGAUGGAAGAACAUGAAUCUGUAUCAGAUUUUAGUUCUCAACUCAGUGCGUUAGCACAAGAGGCUCGUGUUCUGGGCAUGGAAUACAAGGACAAGAAACUGGUGAAGAAAUUUAUAAGGCAGCAAUAUUCUGAAUCUGAGGAGAGAAAAUAUGAUGAAGGACAAGAUGAUGAUCUCAAAGAGUGCUACAAACAAGUGUGUGGAACGUUACUAAAGCUUGGAAAAGAGAAUAUGGUGCUAGUAAAAGAGCAGAGACGUCUUGAAGCACUUAUUGAAGUUCUACAGAAGGACUUGCAAAAAGGAAAAACAAAGAGUGUAUCCAUGUCUGCAAUGAAGCCAAUAGUUAGGAUGUAUGCAAGGACUACUUCAUAUGGAAAGACUGCAGUGAAGACUGCAACUGCAACGAGAACUGCUUCAUCGUCUGCUACAAGGAAAAUUCCAGAGUUCAAGGACAUAUUCGACGUGAUUGUUUCAAGUUGGUUGAUCAAAGAGGCACAUCAAAAAGUGGAGCCAAAGAAGCUUGUUAGGAAGUACGUCGGGACGUGCGACAAGGAGUGCGGCAUAAAGCUCUACAGCAUGUAG